GACAGACACCUUGCAGCUGAAGAACAUGUGUUGUGACAACGACCCACCAUGAGUCUUGUUCUCUCGGCACCGAAAAUCGUCCUCCUGGCUGUCCAUCUCGCCGCCAAAGCAGAUCUCGACAGCCUGUCCUUCAUAGCUGCGAAUCAUGGCUCCGUCCUGCGCAAGGAACUCCUCUUGCGCAUCCUCCUCACUUACCUGCCCGAGACGCUAAAAUCCGAGGAAUACGUGUCAUUUGUCAAGGAGGUCGAUCGGGGCGAAUAUGUUGCGCAAGAGCACUGGGAUGUCGAUAUAUCUGCCGUGGAACACUUGUCAGAGGAGGAAGCCAUCAGGAAGGUCCGCAAGCUACACCUGUUGAAGCUGUCAUGGCCCGGCGCACCUGCAGAAGCAGAGGAUGAUCCCCUCACCCUAUUUCUAUUACGACGCUCCUACAAGGUGGAUGAGGAGGCCGGGCUGUUGACACAACUACCUGAUCUUCUUGCACCAUUCCUCGAGCACUCGCCGUGCAUCCGGACGUGGACCAUCUCUGUGCUGCUACCUCUGUUGAGGAGGAACCACGAGUUCUAUCCCCAGAAUAGCAUUCCGAUAACAUUGUCGCAAUUUGAGAAGCUUGGCGAUGCGGCUGCUGUCGACCUGCUACUCUCACAGACCGGGGUGCAAGAGGACUAUGCAAAUGUUGCGCGGGAUCUGAGGUGCCUCCUUGGCCCAUGGCUGUACAAUGACAAGAGGUGGACGACGACGAAGAGGCCGCCAGUGGGAAAAGAAGAAGAUGUUGACGAAGACGUUGACGAGGAUGAGUUGGUCUGCCCCGGGUGGGAACAGAUGCUCGUCUGGUUGACCUCGCAAGCAAGCACAUCCUGGAAGGUCGCUGUCGAGGCGAUAGAUCACUGGCACGGGCCCGAAGAUGUUGAUCUGGGUGGACUCGGGCAGAUGUGGAUGGAGGAGGAGAAACAGCAGUACCUAGAGCGGCGGUAUGCGCAGGCUGCCUUGGCAUGCGCAUAUCUUGUUCCGGACGCCACGACCGAAGCACUGACUGGCGCAUACACUAUUACUCUCGAGGUGACGAAGCUUCUGGACGACCCAUUGCCCUCGUUACAGACUGCUUCUUCGAGCCUAUCCCCUGUCCCGGAUCUGGGCAGCACAAACAUCAUGUUCGCCAAGCACGUCACCUAUCUUCGCAACAAUAUGCUCGAAGAGGACAAUAUUCUUACAAAACCAUCGAAACUUGCCACAACAUUACUUUCUGCGUUGAUAGUCAGUGCCUACCUUUCUACAAAGGCUGGGUACCCAAUGACGGCGAGGAAAGCAGGCGAGUUGGCCAUACUUCAGGACGAGCGGGAACAGAGGACGGAGUUCCUGAAAUUGGUACAUACCAUCACCGAACGCGGGCCGAACUCCGACGACAAAUACUGGAUCAAGGCGAGGAACGAGAUAUUAUGGCUCGGAGACUGGGGUGCAGAGGAGGAGGAAGAGGCGUGGGCAGAUGCCGAUCAGCACCACUGUACCGUGUUUGGCCGAUUGGAGAAGGAGUUCCUUGAAAUCGAAAUCUUGAAGGCCCUUCUGACACGUACUCGAUACUCCCUCGCCAAGUCUCUCUACGAAGACUCGCCGGAGCAACCCUUGUCAAAGGAGUCACUUCGAGACACGAUCUAUGCAGCAGCAAUGGCCGCGUACGAUAACGCCUCCAACCCAAACCGCACAAGAGGCGGGCUUAAGAAGUGCAAUGACAUAAUCUACGGCUUCCCAGGGACCAUAGAAAGGUCGGUGGUGGCCACACAACGAAUAGAGGCUUUGCUGAAAGCCACACAUGGCUUGAGCGAUUAUAAGCUCGUCCUGAAGAAGGGAGAGCCGUUCACACCAGUCAUUCUUCGCGUUCACCACGACCCACUGUCUAUUAUCGAAAAGGUCCUCCAGCAGAACCCAAAGAGCUACACUCAGAUCCAAGAUCUCGUCGAUGUGGGGCGAAAUAUGGUUGCUGCGGGCCUGACCGUAAAGGAUAAGUCGGGACACUCUGCCCUGACCGCAGAAAUGGAGCCGGCGCAGAUGUUGAAUGCCGAGAAACGCAUCACAGCCAUGUGUAUUGAUGCGGCCCUGACGGAAGACGAUUUCGAGACGGCAUAUACGUACGUUGUCAACCGCCUGGCCGCACUAAGUGGGCCACCACAGGCUGUAGCUAGGAAGGCCAGCAAUGGGUCCUUGCGUGAUAGUGCUCCGAUACGAGAUGACUGGUCGUGGAGGGCAGCACUGCAAGCAGGCAUGUAUCAGCGCACCGCACGGACAGUCCGACCAACCCAUCUCGGCACCGCAAGUGGCAAUCCUGAGAUCCGUCAUUUAGACCAACGCAUUGAAUGUCUUGCGACAGCUCUACGGAUUGCCCCAGCCGCAACCCUGCCCGAAAUUCUCAAGAGCUACCGGCGCACUGAGGAAGCACUCGAUGCAGCUAUCAAAGCAGAAGCCGAGCAAGAAAACGCGUGGGAUGAGGCUGCCGAUAUGCAGACGAUGCCCGGCGGCGGCAGACAGGGCACGUCGAAUCGCCACAAUGCAGAGGAGGCGCCCAUGUCGCUGUUCGACCUAUCGAGAGCCAGCAUGCUGUCUGCGCAGAGGAACCUGACGGCCCUGUCGAACUUCAAUCUUACGACACAGAGCAGGCCGAGUGAUACCGGGAGCGAUUCUGGACUGGGCGCUGGCGAUCAACAACAGAGGGCCAGGAAGCGGGAUCAGUUGAGGGAAGCGGCCGUCGGCGGUCUGACAGCGGGCGUGGGUUGGCUGAUUGGUGCGCAGCCUUCUGCUCGGCACCGCGAGGAGGAUUAA
Messenger RNA from Cryphonectria parasitica EP155, 2808 nucleotides. RefSeq names its product secretory pathway Sec39. Gene Ontology annotation, biological process: retrograde vesicle-mediated transport, Golgi to endoplasmic reticulum. Lineage: Eukaryota; Fungi; Ascomycota; Sordariomycetes; Diaporthales; Cryphonectriaceae. The record is from RefSeq and is a predicted model, not a curated record. The transcript has 4 exons. The coding region runs from base 49 to 2808 and encodes 919 amino acids.